Cyphellophora europaea CBS 101466 is the source of this 2199-nucleotide messenger RNA. RefSeq lists its product as uncharacterized. The transcript has 2 exons. Bases 1 to 2199 code for a protein of 732 amino acids. The record is from RefSeq and is a predicted model, not a curated record. NCBI's taxonomy places the organism in Eukaryota, Fungi, Ascomycota, Eurotiomycetes, Chaetothyriales, Cyphellophoraceae.
AUGGCAGGACCCGUCUUGUCGUUCGUCACGAGCAUACUCGGUGUCAUUUCCUCUGCUCGUGCGCAGGCGACCUCCACCAGAACUACCAGUCCAACCGCGGUCGCUACUGCCACUGCUAGCGCCGUUGGCACGUCUGCUCCGGCCACCACCUUGGCAACCUCGACCCUGGCCGCAGCCCCUUCUGCAGCCGCCAAUGUCUCUGCUGCCAACUUCAACGGCGCGAUUGAUUCGAAGAUUCUAAUUAUUGUCCGCGACGCCUACGCCGGUCAAUCAGCCUCAUCUGGCCUCAACGGCUAUGGCAUUCCGUUUGAGAUCCUCACAGUCCCGCAACAAGGCAUUGCCCUUCCCACUCUUAACACAACUGUUGGUGGUAACUAUGGCGGUUUCAUCAUCGCAGGCCAAGUCUCCUAUGACAUGGGAGGUGGGAACUAUCAGUCUGCCCUGACUGCGGCGCAGUGGCAGCAAUUGUACGACUACCAGACCAUGUACGGUGUUCGCAUGGUCCAGUACGACGUGUAUCCGGGCCCUCUUUUCGGAGCCUCGGCCCUCGGUGGUUGCUGCAAUACCGGUGUUGAACAACUGCUGUCCUUCACUAACACCAACGCCUUCCCGCAGGCUGGUAUCAAGCUCAACGCUGGCGUUUCUACUGCUGGUCUCUAUCACUACCCUGCAACCAUUACUGACGCCAGCACAACGACGGAAAUUGCUGCUUUUGCCGCUGCUGCCGGAUUCCAGAAGUCGACCGCCGCCGUUAUCAACAACUUCAGUGGUAGACAGCAAAUGGUCUUUUUCAUUGGAUGGGCCACUGACUGGUCAUCCACCAGCAACUUCCUCCAGCAUGCUUAUAUUACCUGGCUGACACGCGGUCUCUACACUGGCUAUCGUCGUGUGAAUCUCAACACCCAGAUCGACGAUAUGAUGCUAUCUACAGGCUUGUAUAGACCUCAGGGCCAGGAAUACCGCACCGUCCCCAACGACAUGCGCGACGUGGCCGCUUGGGUGCCUACCAUUCAAGGGAAAAUGAACACUGGAUCCUUCUAUCUUCCUGAGAUUGGUCACAACGGCAAUGGCAACAUUGAAGCCGCCCAAAACACAGCCAGUGGCCAGACUGUCUGCACGCCCUUUUCCAUUGACUAUCCUGAGCAGCCAGACACUGCUCUGGAGUUCAAGAAGCCGCUUGGAACUGGCUCAAAUGUUUGGCCUACCACACCUACCGCUUACAACUACUCCCCCAACUGCAUUCGUCUUGACCCGUUGGCCCAAUGGUUCCAGACCACGUCCAACCGCGACCGGUUCAUGCAUCUCUCGCAUACCUUCACCCACUAUGAGCUCAACAACGCGACGUACAGUGACGCUGUCAAGGAGAUCAAGUUUAACCAGGCCUGGUUCCAGCAAAUUGGUAUUGCGAGCGGCCGUUUCUCUACUGAUGGCUUGAUCCCACCCGCCAUUACUGGCCUGCACAACGGCGAUGUUCUCCGCGCCUGGAAGGAUAGUGGCCUGACUAACUGUGUUGGCGACAACACCCGCGCCCCUCUCCGCAACCAACAAAAUCCCAUGUAUUUGUACAAGACAACCAGUGCCGCGGAUGGAUACGAUGGCUUUAAUGUCAUUCCUCGGUGGGCUACUCGCAUUUACUACAACUGCGACACUCCAGAAUGCACUACCCAGGAGUGGAUUGACACAUCUGCUGGAGCUGGCACGUUCCAGGACCUCCUCAACGUAGAGAGACAAGACACUAUGCGCCACCUCUUCGGUCUCUACCACGACGGCUUCAUGUUCCAUCAAGCCAACCUCCGCACCCAGGGUAUUCCGGCCAUCCCUGUCAAUGGAGUGUCGUCUCGGGUCUCUAUCUUCCAGGCUUGGGUCGAGAUUGUUGUUCAGGAGUUUGUCCGUCUUGUCAACUGGCCCAUGAUCUCGCUCAAGCAACAGGAUCUGGCGAAAGCUUUCCUAGACCGUCAGACACGUGAUGCUUGCAAGCCCAAGCUCACAUGGACCAAGAGCGGCUCAACGAUCACCGGCGUCACCGUCUCAGCAACGGGCAACACUUGCUCAGCCCCAAUUCCAGUUACUGUACCCGGCUCUGUGACCAACACACAGGGUAUGCGGACCGAGAAGGUUGGCAACGACCCCACCACGAUCUGGGUGACGCUAUCCGGCAGCGCCAGAACCUUUACCUUCAGCUCGCCUGUUGCAGUCUAA